Engraulis encrasicolus (European anchovy) is the source of this 6938-nucleotide messenger RNA. RefSeq names its product myosin heavy chain, fast skeletal muscle. Gene Ontology annotation, biological process: muscle contraction. Gene Ontology annotation, cellular component: cytoplasm; myosin filament; myosin II complex. Bases 828 to 6650 code for a protein of 1940 amino acids. Lineage: Eukaryota; Metazoa; Chordata; Actinopteri; Clupeiformes; Engraulidae. The record is from RefSeq and is a predicted model, not a curated record. The transcript has 40 exons. Gene Ontology annotation, molecular function: microfilament motor activity; actin filament binding; ATP binding.
CAGACUAGAAUCAGAAAAUAGAUCGAAAAAAUGAGUUAAAUAUCUAACUAACCGUGUUAAUGUAAAUAUCAGAAAGCCUUCAUACCUAAAUUGCAUCCCUAAGUGAAUAUUUUUUUUCAAUAAAGAGCACUUCUGUUGCACGUAUACAGAUACUGGUACAAUCAAUUUAUUCAUCAGUUAUUCAGUAAAAGUAUAUUUUCCAUUCAUUCAUCUGUUUGUUCUUUUAAAAGGUGAAUGUCUAUGAUGUUCACACAAAAUGUAUCAUUGUGAAUGCAGUCGCAAACUUGUGCCUACCGGUAUGUGUCUGUCACAAAAUGCCUAUUCUUUGGUUUGGGGGGGGGAUGAUAAUAAUUAUAGCCAUGUUCCAGUGCUCACAAAGCCAGAGACGCAUCUUGUCACCAUGGUAGACAGGCAGCCGCUUGGGCCCCCCAAGCCCCAAUAUAGUAAAUAGCAGCUCCCACUUUACAACGGUAGUGGCAAUUUUGUUUCAAUUGUUCAUUCCUUUGAAUUUUCGCUUGGGGCCCCACAUUACCCUAGAAUCGCCUCUGCACAAAGCCCAUGCCCAAAUCCAGCUGGGCUGUUAGUGUUGACAAGUCACAAGUGUCCCUAUAUAAAGGCAGCUCAAGGCUCCCCCAAGGACUGACUGGCACCCACAAAGGUGAGACACACUUGGGAAUACACUGGUUGGGCUUGUUACAUACCAUAAGUGUGCCUGGCAAGGAUGAAUAAUGAUUAAUUGAUUGUUUUUUUCACUUACACUUGUCAUCAGCACCUGUACCAGAAUCUGCUUUUUAUUCCCCUUGGCUUUCAAACAGUAAACCGCCACCAUGGGGGAUGCUGAGAUGGAGUGUUUUGGGCCAGCAGCCCUCUACCUCCGGAAACGGGAAAGGGAGCGCAUUGAGGCCCAGACCAAACCAUUUGAUGCUAAAACUGCUUUCUUCGUGGUGGACAAAGAGCAGGACUAUGUGAAAGGUUGUCUGGAGAAAAGAGAGGGUGGCAAAGCCACUGUCAAAACUCUAGAGGGUGGGAAGACAGUAACUGUUAAGGAAGAUGAAAUCUUCCCAAUGAAUCCUCCGAAAUUUGACAAAAUUGAGGACAUGGCCAUGAUGACCCACCUCCACGAGCCGGCUGUGCUGUACAACCUCAAAGAGCGUUAUGCAGCAUGGAUGAUCUACACGUAUUCGGGGCUGUUCUGUGUCACUGUGAACCCCUACAAGUGGCUCCCAGUGUACGAUCAAGUUGUUGUUAAUGGAUAUAGAGGCAAAAAGAGAGUGGAGGCUCCACCCCACAUCUUCUCCAUCUCUGAUAACGCCUAUCAGUUCAUGCUCCAAGAUCGUGAAAAUCAGUCCAUCCUGAUCACUGGAGAAUCUGGUGCAGGAAAGACUGUGAACACAAAGCGUGUCAUCCAGUACUUUGCAACAAUUGCAGUGGCUGGUGGAGGAAAAAAGGCAGAAGCAACCUCUGGCAAAAUAAAGGGAUCUCUGGAGGAUCAGAUCAUUGCAGCCAACCCUCUACUGGAGGCCUAUGGAAAUGCCAAGACUGUCAGGAAUGACAACUCUUCCCGUUUUGGCAAAUUCAUCAGAAUUCAUUUUGGAACAUCUGGCAAAUUGGCCUCAGCUGACAUUGAGACAUAUCUGCUGGAAAAGUCCAGAGUGACAUUCCAGCUGUCUGCUGAGAGGAGCUACCAUAUCUUCUACCAACUCUGCACUGGACAUAAGCCAGAACUAAUUGAGGGCCUUCUCAUUACCACCAACCCCUAUGACUUCCCUAUGAUCAGCCAAGGGGAAAUCACUGUCAAGAGCAUCAAUGACGUUGAGGAACUCAUUGCCACUGAUACAGCUAUUGACAUCCUGGGCUUCAACGCUGAUGAGAAAAUUGGCAUUUACAAGCUCACUGGUGCUGUGAUGCAUCAUGGCAAAAUGAAGUUCAGGCAGAAGCAGAGAGAGGAGCAGGCUGAGCCUGAUGGCACCGAGGAGGCUGACAAAAUUGCCUACCUCAUGGGCCUGAACUCUGCUGAUAUGCUGAAGGCUCUAUGCUACCCAAGAGUGAAGGUCGGAAACGAGUUUGUGACCAAAGGCCAAACCGUACCACAGGUCAAUAAUGCUGUCUCAGCUCUGUGCAAGUCAGUCUAUGAGAAAAUGUUCUUAUGGAUGGUCAUCCGCAUCAAUGAGAUGUUGGACACUAAGCAGCCGAGACAGUUCUUCAUUGGUGUGCUGGACAUUGCUGGAUUUGAGAUUUUUGAUUACAACAGCCUGGAACAAUUGUGCAUCAACUUCACCAAUGAGAAACUGCAACAGUUCUUCAAUCAUCACAUGUUUGUGCUUGAGCAAGAGGAAUACAAGAAAGAGGGCAUUGAGUGGGAAUUCAUUGACUUUGGUAUGGAUCUAGCUGCUUGCAUUGAGCUCAUUGAAAAGCCAAUGGGCAUCUUCUCCAUCCUUGAAGAGGAGUGCAUGUUCCCCAAGGCCUCAGACACUACCUUCAAGAACAAGCUGUAUGAUCAGCAUCUUGGUAAAACCAAGUGCUUUGAGAAACCCAAGCCAGUAAAGGGUAAACCAGAGGCCCACUUCUCCCUGGUGCACUAUGCUGGCACUGUGGACUACAACAUAGUUGGCUGGCUGGACAAGAACAAGGACCCACUGAAUGACUCUGUGGUGCAGUUGUACCAGAAGUCAGCAAUGAAACUGCUGGCCUUCUUGUACGCCUCUCAUGCAAGUGCAGAAGCUGAGGGUGCUGGCGGCGGCAAGAAGGGUGGUGGCAAGAAGAAAGGUGGCUCGUUCCAGACAGUCUCUGCUCUUUUCAGGGAGAACUUGGGUAAACUGAUGACCAAUCUGAGAAGCACCCAUCCUCACUUUGUGCGCUGCUUGAUUCCUAAUGAGUCAAAGACUCCUGGUCUGAUGGAGAACUUCCUAGUUCUUCACCAGCUCAGAUGUAAUGGUGUGCUGGAGGGUAUCAGAAUCUGCAGAAAGGGCUUUCCCAGCAGAAUCCAAUACGGGGACUUCAAGCAGAGAUACAAAGUAUUGAAUGCCAGUGUCAUCCCAGAAGGGCAAUUCAUUGACAAUAAAAAAGCUGCAGAAAAACUUCUAGGAUCAAUUGAUGUUGACCACACUCAGUACAAGUUUGGGCACACUAAGGUGUUCUUCAAAGCUGGGCUGCUGGGUACCCUUGAAGAGAUGCGAGAUGAGAAGUUGGCAGCUUUGGUCACAAUGACGCAGGCUCUUUGCCGUGCUUACCUGAUGAGAAAGGAAUUUGUCAAGAUGAUGGAGAGGAGGGAAUCUAUCUUUACUAUUCAGUACAACAUCCGCUCAUUCAUGAAUGUCAAAACAUGGCCAUGGAUGAAGAUCUAUUUCAAGAUCAAACCUCUUCUUAAGAGUGCUGAGACUGAGAAGGAACUUGCAAACAUGAAGGAGAACUUUGGUAAAAUGAAGACUGACAUGGAGUCUGCCCAGGCAAAGAGGAAAGAGCUUGAGGAGAAAAUGGUUGCCCUGCUGCAGGAAAAGAAUAAUCUGCAGCUAGCCAUGGCAUCUGAAGCUGAGAGUCUUUCAGAUGCUGAGGAGAGAUGUGAGGGCCUCAUUAAAAGCAAAAUCCAGAUGGAAGCCAAACUCAAAGAGACGACCGAGAGGCUGGAGGAUGAGGAGGAGAUCAAUGCUGAGCUGACAGCCAAGAAAAGAAAACUGGAAGAUGAGUGUUCUGAGCUGAAGAAGGACAUUGAUGACUUGGAACUCACAUUGGCCAAAGUGGAGAAAGAAAAACAUGCAACAGAGAAUAAGGUUAAAAACCUGACUGAGGAGAUGGCCUCUCAGGAUGAGAGUAUUGGGAAGUUGACCAAAGAGAAGAAAGCCCUCCAAGAGGCACACCAGCAGACUCUGGAUGAUCUUCAAUCAGAGGAAGACAAAGUCAACACUCUGACCAAAUCAAAGACCAAACUUGAACAGCAAGUGGAUGAUCUGGAGGGCUCGUUGGAGCAAGAGAAGAAACUCCGCAUGGAUCUUGAAAGAGCCAAGAGGAAGCUUGAGGGUGACCUGAAACUGGCCCAGGAAUCAAUAAUGGAUCUGGAGAAUGACAAGCAGCAAUCUGAAGAGAAAAUUAAGAAGAAAGAUUUUGAAAUCAGUCAGCAUCUCAGCAAAAUUGAAGAUGAACAGUCAAUUGGCGUACAACUUCAAAAAAAGAUCAAAGAACUUCAGGCCCGCAUUGAGGAACUGGAAGAGGAAAUUGAAGCUGAGCGUGCUGCUCGUGCUAAGACUGAGAAGCAAAGAGCUGAUCUCUCCAGGGAACUUGAAGAGAUCAGUGAGAGGCUUGAAGAGGCCGGUGGGGCCACUGCCGCUCAAAUUGAGAUGAACAAGAAGCGUGAGGCUGAGUUCCAGAAGCUGCGACGUGAUCUUGAAGAGUCCACCCUGCAGCAUGAAGCUACUGCCGCUGCUCUCCGCAAGAAGCAGGCUGACAGUGUGGCUGAACUGGGAGAGCAAAUUGACAACCUCCAGCGUGUCAAGCAGAAGCUGGAAAAGGAGAAGAGCGAGUUCAAGAUGGAGAUUGAUGACCUCUCCAGUAAUAUGGAGGCUGUGGCUAAAUCAAAGGCUAACCUUGAGAAAAUGUGUCGCACUCUUGAAGAUCAACUGAGUGAACUGAAGUCAAAGAAUGAUGAACAUUUUCGUCAGCUGAAUGACUUGAGUGCACAAAGAGCCCGGCUUCAAACUGAGAAUGGUGAAUUUGGCCGCCAAGUUGAGGAAAAGGAAGCACUAGUCUCUCAGCUGACCAGAGGCAAACAAGCCUACACCCAGCAGAUUGAGGAGCUGAAAAGACAAGUAGAGGAGGAGGUUAAGGCCAAGAACGCCCUGGCUCAUGCUGUCCAAUCAGCUCGUCAUGACUGUGACCUGCUGAGAGAGCAGUUUGAGGAGGAGCAGGAGGCCAAAGCUGAGCUGCAGCGUGGAAUGUCCAAGGCCAACAGUGAGGUGGCACAGUGGAGGGCCAAAUAUGAGACUGAUGCUAUCCAACGCACCGAGGAGCUGGAGGAGUCAAAGAAAAAGCUUGCACAGCGUCUCCAGGAUGCUGAGGAGUCAAUUGAGGCUGUCAAUUCCAAGUGUGCCUCCCUGGAAAAAACUAAACAGAGACUCCAGGGUGAAGUGGAGGACCUCAUGAUUGAUGUGGAGAGAGCAAAUGCACUGGCUGCCAACCUUGAUAAGAAGCAAAGGAACUUUGACAAGGUACUGGCAGAAUGGAAACAGAAGUAUGAGGAGAGCCAGGCUGAGCUAGAAGGUGCUCAGAGAGAGUCUCGUUCUCUCAGCACUGAGCUCUUCAAAAUGAAGAACUCCUAUGAGGAGUCUCUGGAUCAACUCGAAACGUUGAAGAGGGAGAAUAAGAACCUGCAACAGGAGAUCUCUGACCUAACUGAGCAGAUUGGUGAGAGUGGUAAGAGCAUCCAUGAGCUGGAGAAGGCUAAAAAGUCUGUGGAGAGUGAGAAAGUCGAGAUCCAAACCGCUCUUGAAGAGGCAGAGGGCACACUUGAGCAUGAGGAGGCCAAGAUUCUUCGUGUCCAGUUGGAGCUCAACCAGGUCAAGAGUGAAAUUGACAGGAAGCUGGCAGAGAAGGAUGAAGAAACAGAGCAGAUCAAGAGGAAUAGCCAAAGGAUCAUUGAGUCCAUGCAAAGCACUCUGGAUUCUGAGGUCAGGAGCAGAAACGAUGCCAUGAGAAUCAAGAAGAAAAUGGAGGGAGACCUCAAUGAGAUGGAGGUUCAGCUCAGCCAUGCCAAUCGCCAGGCAGCUGAAGCCCAGAAGCAACUCAGGAAUAUUCAGGGACAGCUCAAGGAUGCUCAACUGCACCUUGAUGACGCUAUCAGGGGACAGGAUGACAUGAAGGAGCAGGUUGCAAUGGUGGAGCGCAGGAAUGGUCUUAUGAUGGCCGAGAUUGAAGAACUGAGAGCUGCUCUGGAGCAGACAGACAGAGGCCGCAAAGUGGCCGAGCAGGAACUCGUGGAUGCUAGUGAGCGAGUUGGAUUGCUGCACUCUCAGAAUACAAGUCUCCUAAACACCAAGAAGAAGUUGGAAGCUGACCUUGUUCAGAUCCAGGGAGAAGUGGAAGACACCAUUCAAGAAGCCAGAAACGCAGAGGACAAGGCUAAAAAGGCCAUCACUGAUGCCUCUAUGAUGGCGGAGGAGCUGAAGAAAGAGCAGGACACCAGUGCUCACCUGGAGAGAAUGAAGAAGAACCUAGAGGUCACUGUGAAGGACCUGCAGCACCGCUUGGAUGAGGCUGAGAAUCUGGCCAUGAAGGGUGGAAAGAAACAACUCCAGAAACUGGAGUCCAGGGUGCGUGAGCUGGAGGGUGAAUUUGAGGCUGAACAAAGACGUGGAGCUGAUGCUGUAAAAGGUGUCCGCAAAUAUGAGAGGAGAGUCAAGGAGCUCACCUACCAGACUGAAGAGGACAAGAAGAAUGUCAACAGACUGCAGGAUCUGGUGGACAAGCUUCAGCUGAAAGUCAAGGCCUACAAGAGGCAGGCAGAGGAGGCUGAGGAGCAGGCCAACACUCACCUGUCCAGGUACCGGAAGGUGCAGCAUGAGCUUGAGGAGGCUCAGGAGCGUGCUGACAUCGCUGAGUCCCAGGUCAACAAGCUGAGGGCCAAGAGCCGUGAUGCUGGCAAGACCAAAGAUGAAGAGUGACCAGUGAAGUCUGAAUGACAAAGGAAUCAUAUAAUAUGAAUUCCUCAAUAAACGUAGCCUUCAAGUUAUUCUCUGUAUGUUUCCUUUGCAUAUGCACUUCAUUCAAUGAUCCAAUAAAUACAUUUUUUUAAAUCGUCAAUAAGGGGCGCUGUGGCACAGAAUGGGAAGCCCACCACAUAGUGCCUUGCAUUCCCAUGGGAACCCAGCUUCAAGUCCAGCCUGGAUGAUGUCCCAACCCUGCCUCAUCAUUCUCUCCCACUAGUCCAUUUUCACUGCUAGAUAUGAUGC